UCUGCCUUUGGGUUUGGCGCGCUUUUCCUCCGCGCGCGGUCCUCCCAGGUUUCUGAGGGCUAGAUCGGCGCGAAGGAGCCGCUGACAGUUGGCUGGCUUUGACGGGGGAGAUUUUCUUUUCCUCCGGGUCAGCUCUUGAAGCGGAGGGGGCGGGAAGACGGCGUGAAUUUGUACGGCAGGUGAAGCCUUGGGGUGAGGGAAGGCAAAGGCGCUCCAACGGCGAUCGGGAGCCUUGAAAGGAAGAGCUGAGCCCGGCAGGCGGAACAAGGGAAGACUUGGGACUUGGGCGUGGCGUGAAAUCGUCUACGUAGCUGCUUAAUUCUUGAACACAAUGUUCUCAGAGCAGGGUAUCCAGUCUGCACAGGGCCUCUUGACAUCCCCGUCUGCAGUGACUUCCACCUUUGCCCGCGUGCCCAUCUCAACAUAUACCAACUGCUCCCAGAAUUUCAGGCUUGGGGAGCGAACUUUCAGUCGGCAAUACGCUCACAUCUAUGCUACACGCCUUAUCCAGAUGAGACCGUUACUGGUGGACAGAGCCCGGCAUAAAUGGGGGAGCAACAUUACAGUGAAAAAGCUAUGCGAGUUGCAGAUCUCAGAAAAGUGUUGUGUGGUGGGAACACUCUUCAAGUGCAUGCAGCUUCAGCCUUCCAUAUUACGGGAAAUCAGUGAAGAGCACAACCUGCCUCCCCAUCCUCCCCGCCUCAAAUACAUUCACGAGUCAGAUGAACUGAUCCUGGAGGAUGAGCUGCAGAGGAUCAAACUUGAGGGAGAGAUACCUAUUGACAAGCUGGUGACAGGGACCAUCCUUGCCGUCUAUGGUACAGAGAAGGACGAUGGCAGAUUCCUUGUGGAAGAUCACUGCUUUGCAGAUAUGCCAACCCAGCUGCCUAUGAUGGGGCCCAGCACAGACAAAUUUGUCUUGCUGGUGUCAGGCCUGGGCCUUGGUGGCAAGAGUGGAGACAGUCUCCUGGGCAUGCAGCUUCUGGUGGACAUGGUGACAGGACAGCUGGGCGCAGAGGGGGAGCAAUCCAGCGCGGCCCUAAUUUCUCGGGUCAUACUGGCAGGCAACUUGCUUAGCCAGAAUACCCAGAGCAGAGACAGCAUGAACAAGGCAAAAUACCUCACCAAGAAGACUCAAGCAGCCAGUGUGGAAGCUGUAAAAAUGCUGGAUGAAAUUCUGCUGCAGCUCUGUAUGUCCAUCCCUAUCGAUGUGAUGCCAGGUGAGUUUGAUCCAACCAACUACACGUUGCCUCAGCAGCCCCUGCAUCGCUGCAUGUUUCCUCUCUCAAAUGCAUACACCACCCUGCAGCUAGUCACCAACCCAUACCAGGCAAACAUUGAUGGAGUCAGGUUUCUGGGAACUUCAGGCCAAAACGUAAGUGAUAUUUUCAAGUACAGCAGCAUGUCUGAUUAUCUGGAAAUUCUGGAAUGGACCUUAAGGAUUGGGCAUCUCAGCCCCACAGCUCCAGACACUCUGGGCUGUUACCCGUUUUACAAGACAGACCCUUUCAUCUUCAGUGACUGCCCUCAUAUCUAUUUCUGCGGCAAUGCACCCUCCUUCAAAUCCAAGGAAGUCAAAGGAGAAGAUGGACAGAAAGUCUUGCUGGUGACACUUCCUGAUUUCAGCUCAACACAGACAGCUUGCUUGAUCAAUUUGUGCGAUCUCACUUGUCAGCCGGUUACUUUCUCGGCCUUUGGUGAUGAUGAAGAAGAAGAGACAGUGAUGGAGACUGGUGACUGAGAGACAUGGACUUAGGUCUCCUUCUUUCUGGAACUUGGUAGUCCUCCCUGUUCCUGCAUUUUACUGUAAAGUUUGACCUUUGGUUCAGAUAGAUAGGAAUAGAAUAAAAUAUUCUGGUUUGUUUGUAUAUGUUUGAUCUUCAUGACCAAAAACAAGGGAAUUUCUUGUAUAAUUCAUUUUAUUCAAUGAAUACAACUGUUGGAAAAACAAAAAGGCUCAAGGCGACCCUGGACUGCUUCCUGGGCAGCAGCUGCUUCAAACUUAGAAAAUCACAAUCUUCCUUCUUGACUGUUGCAAUCAAGGCAACAGCUUUCCUUGAUGUUAGGAGGACCACAACAAAGUGAUACUGACUUUGUAACUGGGAAACAAUUAGGUUGUAUCAACUCCUCACUUUGGAAAAUACCCAGAAUGCUGGGUAUAUGGGAAUUCAAGCCAAAUCAAGUGAGCAAAACUGAAAGAAAGCCAUUUAUGCUUUGGAAACUUAACCUGAUUGGCAUA
Messenger RNA from Pseudonaja textilis, 2239 nucleotides. RefSeq names its product DNA polymerase delta 2, accessory subunit (gene POLD2). Gene Ontology annotation, cellular component: delta DNA polymerase complex. The record is from RefSeq and is a predicted model, not a curated record. Gene Ontology annotation, biological process: DNA replication; DNA strand elongation involved in DNA replication. Gene Ontology annotation, molecular function: DNA binding. NCBI's taxonomy places the organism in Eukaryota, Metazoa, Chordata, Lepidosauria, Squamata, Elapidae.